AUGACUGGCCUCGCAGCUUCUCCAAGCAGCACGGGCAUUGUGGACCAGUCGGUUUGUGAGAUGAACACUAAGCUGUCCGAGGUCGUCGACAAGGCGCUCGGUUUUGGGUUCCUGGAGGGGCAGGUGAAGGGGCAGCUCGUUAAGCUGCGAAACCCCGUUCCUUUCUGCUCAUAUUUGAGCACAGACUCGAGCUUUGACUCUGCUGAGAGCACGUCCUUAUCUAGGGACUGUGCGCGUCUCAAUCUAAUGGUUCAACUAACCACCCCCGAAGGCGACUACGGGGCCGAGAGCAGCUACUUUUCACGCAGCCAGACAUGUCGAGACCAGAGGGUAGUGUGCUUCUUCUUCAAACGCGUGAUUGCUAAGCGCAGUAUCCCCGUUCCGAAGUUCACCGAUUUGAUCCCAGUUCGAAAGAAAUCUCACGCGGAAGACGGGCAGUGGAUUGUGGAGCGCCUGGGGAACCAAGUUUGCACUGACGAGUUCUACGGCGGUGUGGCGAAUGUCUCGUUCGUGUGGGAUCACUCUGCAAGUAUGAAUGCGUCGAAGCUCAUUUCGAGUGUUCAAGCAGCCCUGGCCAGUGGGGACGUCAAGAAGGAGUUGGUACAGGCGUGCGAGACGAACCAGAUCAACUGUCGAGCCACGGUCAAAGGGUUCGCCCUUCCGGACCCUACCAAAGGACCUCUAACCAGCACGUACGGUGUCGUGAACCUGAUUGAAUUGCUCAACUAUCUGCCGAUCGUCUGCGCAGUCCCAGUCGAAACAAAGUCCGUUCCGAUCCAAAACGCCAGAAACUUUCCUUACAGUAUCCGCGUCGAAACGCAGAUCAGGGACCUGAAGACGCAGGAAAAACUGACGGAGCUGUUGCUGCGGAUUCAUGGCAAUGGAGGCAGAGACUCAGCCUUGUGCGAGUUUGUCGAGCGUUUGAGUGAGGAGAUCGAGGAUGCAGCAUUUAACGGCCGGGCACUGGUUCCCCACCUGAAAAAGCUGGCGAAUAUCGUGGUACAGACACUCGUCCAUCAUGGCAAGUGCGUUGAGCUGUAUGAACGCUACGGAGACUUUCGCUUACGCACUCAGAACUGCAGUACGAAUGGGGUCACAGCGUCUGCCACCGAGACUUUGUUUGGUUUCACGUUUGGCGUUGCUAUCCCGUUCGUGAGGCUCUACCAAUGGGGAGUGUUUGAGAGAUCUGAGAAAUGGACGAGACCCAAGCACUACGGGGCGACUAAGAUCGCGUACACACAAACCGUCUCGGGCUACUACGACCGCGUGAAGCUCCAAUUACUGUUCGAUAACAAGGAACUUUUGAGGGAGUGGCAGACCGAAAUGGAUCGUAUAGUAGCAAGCCGGCGCCCUCGAUCAGGAGCCGGACCCUGGGGAACCCUCAUUGACGCUUUUGCAGCGUGA
Phytophthora sojae is the source of this 1404-nucleotide messenger RNA. RefSeq lists its product as hypothetical. The record is from RefSeq and is a predicted model, not a curated record. The transcript has a single exon. Lineage: Eukaryota; Oomycota; Peronosporomycetes; Peronosporales; Peronosporaceae. Bases 1 to 1404 code for a protein of 467 amino acids.